Messenger RNA from Pecten maximus, 2437 nucleotides. RefSeq names its product tripartite motif-containing protein 2-like. The record is from RefSeq and is a predicted model, not a curated record. Gene Ontology annotation, molecular function: zinc ion binding. The transcript has 2 exons. Lineage: Eukaryota; Metazoa; Mollusca; Bivalvia; Pectinida; Pectinidae. Bases 1210 to 2067 code for a protein of 285 amino acids.
GUUAGUACAUUGUACAGUGUAGACGGAAGUCCGAGUAUUACAGACCUAUCUGCGCCGUACAGGGCAGUUUUAAGACCACAAGAAUACAGUUGAAUUGAGGUGAAAUUGAUCAUGGCGGAGGAAAAGUCGCCUCCGGAACUGAACAUACACUUACUAGAGUGUGCAAUAUGUUUGGAACAAGUCCAGCAGCCCAAGACUUUACCUUGUCGCCACUACUUCUGUCAGGACUGUCUCGAGACUUACAUCGACAAAGAGUUGUCUGGGAAGAUGGCGUCGGCAACAUCCUUUCCUUGUCCUGUCUGUAGGAGGAUGACCUCGCCUGUCAAUCCAGCGAAAUCCAAGAACAAGUGGGCAGCACAGUUCCCGGCUAACGCGUUGAUUCAGGACUUCGCCAAUGUCAAAGAACGAUCGUCUAAACCACUGUUCUGCACACCAUGCCAGACAAAAGAAAACCUCACUAAUCCUGCAAGCUAUUGGUGCAAGAUGAUGGAAACUGCUUUCUGCCAAAAUUGUAAACUCAACUACCAUGAUGUCAUACAUCGUCGAUGUGAAAUGACAGACAUUUCAGGACAAGUUUUACCGUCAAAACCAGAAAAUUUCCACCCUCGGUGUGACACGCACGACAAGAAAAUGACAUGGUACUGCGAGGAUCAUCACAUUUUAGGCUGCAGUAAAUGCAUGAUAAAAAACCACAAAGCCUGUGACGGUGUGAUGACAGCGACAGAUUAUAUCCAGAAGCUGAAGACAGGGUCCCAUCUAUCUGACAUGCAGUCGAUGUUAUUUAAAUGGAAAGAGGCCAUGGAAUCUUUGGUAAGAAGCUUUGAUGUACAACUCAAAACCAUGGCAAAGAAUCAAGAUAUCGUUAUGCAGAGUAUUGCAGAUUUACGCAAAAUGAUAGACAAACGAUUGGACGAGCUGCAGAAGGACGUCACGGACAAAUUGGUCACCUUUGUGUAAAGAAGAAAGGGGGAACGUUGAGGCCACAAUGCAGCAAUGUCAGUGCUUAAUAAACAGUAUGCUUAAAACAAUGGAGUCCUCCAUAAAGGCUGAAAAGGAAAAUGACAACAUCGGGACAAUAGAAUAUUUUCAAAGAGGAAAGGCAGAGGUCGAAUCUUGCAAAACCAUGUUCACAGAGGCCAGCAAAUCAAAUGUGUCCAUCCAUUUCAAGCACGAAAUCGUACCAGGCCUCCUAGACCAUCUAGUGACUCUAUGGGGAAAGUUGUCAUUGAAAAACAACCUGGAAUUGGUGGUCAUCUAGCUUCACCAGUGCUUCUCGGGAGUCAAGGGAAAGAAAUCAGAAAGAUUUACAUAAAGACUUCUUCGGAUAAAACAACGUGCAAUGCUCGUGGUAUUUUGUACCUCGCAGGCAAUCGCUUUGUGGUUAGCGACAGCAACAACCAGAAGCUCAAACUGUUUACAGACACAGGAGAGUGUCUGGACGAGUUGACCACUGAAGGGUACCCCUGUGAUGUGUGCCUUGUAAGCAACCAUCUCUUUGCUGCCGCUGUCUACAGUCCUGGUAAAGUAUGCGUCGUAAAAGUCAAGGCGUCAAAAAUGUCCCUUUCGUCUGAAAUAGACAUGCCGAAUGGUAUAAAUUGCUAUGGUGUAACGUACACGGACGGCAUGUUUAUUGUAGGCGAUGGUAGAGGAGAAGUAUAUAGAAUCACACUUGAUGGUGCAGCCGUUCUGCUUCAUAAGUAUCAAGCUACCUGCUACUCCCUCACUCAAAAUCCUUCCAGGAACGACACAAUUGUCAGUGUCUGCAGCGCCACAGAGGGAGCCGUCGCGUUGUCCAGACUGUCGGCUGUCAAACGUCACACGAACGUGAUGAAGGUUGGAGUCGUCAGAAGUGCAAUGGGGGUAGAUGUCGAUAGGGAGGGAAACGUCUAUAUCUGUGGAAGAGAUUCACACAACGUCGUUCAGAUGUCUGGAGACGGAAGACGAGUUAAGAAACUGCUGACGUCGUCAGACGGGAUUGACCGACCCUGGGCAAUAUCUGUUCAUGAUGAUAAGUUCUUGGUGACAACUUUUUGUUGUGAUUAUAUACGCGUAUUCAGACUUUAUUAAAAUCCCACCUCAAUCUCAAAAUCUACAGAUAGAAAAUGACUGAAUGUUGACUACUUUGAUGGAAGCAUAUCUUAGAGCUAUCGACUAAAUUAAGCUACAUGUGAGUGUUUCUGUGUAAUGAAAAUAUUUGAAAAGCAAUGGUCAAAAAUUAUUGAAGGUCAUCAAAUUUGAUAGACCAUGGUCAAAUUGAUUCCGAUCGAGCGUUGUCAGCUGAAAAAAGAAUUGGUUUAAAACUGAUGGGUUUCCUGACUUAUUGAUUUCAAAUGAUCAUUGAUCAUUACAAUGAUUUCCUUUCCGAAUUGAUUUUAGCUCACCGGUUACGAGUAACCGAGAGCUAAUGCUGUCACCCCGGCGUCCGCGUCGGCGUCGG